Messenger RNA from Notechis scutatus (mainland tiger snake), 2525 nucleotides. RefSeq names its product karyopherin subunit alpha 6 (gene KPNA6). NCBI's taxonomy places the organism in Eukaryota, Metazoa, Chordata, Lepidosauria, Squamata, Elapidae. Gene Ontology annotation, molecular function: nuclear import signal receptor activity; protein binding. The record is from RefSeq and is a predicted model, not a curated record. Gene Ontology annotation, cellular component: cytoplasm. Gene Ontology annotation, biological process: protein import into nucleus.
CCCAUUGGCUUGUCCGCCAUAUUGUCGGCGAAGGAGGUACGGGACGGAGCGGCGGCGGAGAUGGAAACCAUGGCGAGCCCAGCAAAAGAGAACAACUACAGAAUGAAAAGUUACAAAAACAAAGCUUUGAACCCAGAGGAGAUGCGCCGGAGGAGAGAAGAGGAGGGGAUCCAGCUACGCAAACAGAAACGGGAGCAGCAGCUCUUUAAAAGGAGGAAUGUGGAGCUAAUUAAUGAAGAUGCUUCUAUGUUUGACAGUCCCCUGGUAGAUUCCUCGGUCAGCUCUACAAUUGGUAGUGAGGGUGUGAUCACAAUGGAGAUGGUGAAAAUGUUGUUCUCUGAAGAUCCUGAUCUUCAGUUAGUAACUACCCAGCGAUUCAGGAAGCUUCUUUCAAAAGAGCCCAAUCCUCCAAUUGAUGAGGUGAUAAGUACUCAGGGAGUUGUGGACAGGUUUGUUGAGUUCCUCAAGAGAAGUGAAAACAGCACGCUACAGUUUGAAGCUGCGUGGGCAUUAACCAACAUCGCCUCAGGUAACUCCCUACAAACUAAGAUAGUGAUUGAGGCGGGGGCAGUCCCGAUCUUCAUCGAAUUGCUGAGUGCUGAUUUUGAAGAUGUCCAAGAACAGGCUGUCUGGGCAUUGGGGAACAUCGCUGGAGACAGCUCUGCCUGCCGUGACUAUGUCCUAAAUUGUGGCAUCCUUCCUCCUCUAUUGUUGCUCCUCACAAAAUCUACUAGGUUGACGAUGACACGAAAUGCGGUCUGGGCUUUGUCGAAUCUCUGCAGAGGGAAGUACCCACCCCCAGAGUUUGAGAAGGUGUCGUCCUGUUUGCCAGUUUUGUCUCGCCUGCUCUUCAGCAGUGACUCAGACUUGCUGGCAGAUGCCUGCUGGGCACUUUCCUAUCUGUCGGAUGGACCCAAUGAGAAAAUCCAGGCGGUCAUAGAUUCAGGAGUGUGCCGGCGACUGGUGGAAUUGCUAAUGCACAGCGACUACAAAGUGGCUUCCCCAGCUUUGAGAGCAGUUGGCAACAUUGUGACGGGGGAUGAUAUCCAAACCCAGGUGAUCCUAAAUUGCUCAGCUUUGCCUUGUCUCCUUCAUCUGCUUAGCAGCCCCAAAGAGUCCAUCCGGAAAGAAGCUUGCUGGACUAUCUCCAAUGUGACAGCAGGGAACAGAGCUCAGAUACAGGCGGUCAUAGACGCAAACAUCUUUCCAGUAUUAAUUGAGAUCCUGCAGAAGGCGGAAUUCCGCACCAGGAAAGAAGCCGCCUGGGCCAUCACAAACGCCACAUCAGGAGGAACGCCGGAGCAGAUUAAAUACUUAGUAAACCUGGGCUGCAUUAAACCCCUGUGUGAUCUGUUGACCGUCAUGGACUCCAAGAUAGUUCAGGUGGCCCUGAAUGGCCUGGAGAACAUCUUGCGGCUGGGAGAGCAGGAGGCCAAGCAGAGCGGCACCGGCAUCAACCCCUACUGCAGCCUCAUUGAGGAAGCUUAUGGCCUGGAUAAAAUAGAGUUCCUCCAGAGCCAUGAAAACCAAGAGAUCUACCAGAAGGCCUUCGACCUGUACGAGCACUAUUUUGGCAUUGAGGACGAUGACUCUGCUCUGGCCCCCCAGGUGGACGAAGCUCAGCAGCAGUUCAUUUUCCAGCAGCCCGAGGCCCCCAUGGAUGGCUUCCAGCUAUAACCAGGGUGUGCGGAGUCGAGGGGAAGAAGACCCUCUCUUUGAGGGAAAGUCAACUGCCUAGAACCUUCCCACCCCAACCCUGUUUCCUUCUCUGCCACGCGGAAGGCGGCCCUGCCUGCGCCACCCGUUGCCAAACAGCUUUCUCCUUCGCAACACACAGCAGCAGCAGCUGACACUUUUCUGGAGAGGAGAUGACACUUAACGCACUAUUUUCCUUCCCCGUUUUUUUGUGCUGCACGAGUGUGUCAAAAAAAGCAGGUGCUGAAGUGGAUGGAGGAGGGGGGUGCAAAUGCCUUUUAGUUUGUGGGUUUCCUCCAGUUUUUUCUUUUCUUUUUGUGGUGUAUUACUUUUUUCUCCUCGGAUGAGAUUUUUUUUUCACUUGGGUACUUGAGAGGUGACUUUUUCCCCCACUGGGAGAAGGCAAGGUAAUCUGAAUUGUAACCAAGGAAUCUUAAUCUGGAUGCUUGGAUUCAGCUAUUUAAAAUAAUUUGCACAUGUUAAUUUUUAUUAAGAGACUUUUCCUGAUUUGCCAAAUGCACCACUUGGCCCACCCAGGGUCUCUUUUUUUGGGGGGGGGGGGGAGGAAAAUCCUCUUGCCAAACAGCACCUUUUGAGGGAAUUGGGCCAAGUUGCUGCUGUUUUUGUCCCUCUCCUCUAUUUACAUAUAUCUGAAAGAAAGAAAGAAAGAAAAACUCUGCCCUAGGAUGCAGGCUGAAUUGGACUGUCCCAUCAGGCUUUGGGAAGGCUUCCCCUGCCAGGUGGGGAGAGGAUUUUCAGAAGCAAUUUAAAGAUCCAGAAGAGCAGCAGCUCCUGGCGCUCCAGUCUUAAGGGGAAGGCGCAAACACACA